AGAAAAUGAACGUCCAGAACCACAGGCAACAGGUCCAGCUACUCCCUACACCCCUGUCGGAGAUGGGAUGGUGCGAGCAGCUCUCAACGGGACUCACACUCACCGCCUGCGGGACAAACCGCGAGGAGGACACCGCGACCAGUCUCACAGAGCCAGUCACUGUCAUCUAAACCGGCCUGACCGACCCACAUCCAUUGAGCGAUGGCAGAUGAGGAACUGGUGAAGAAGAUGGUACGGGCGGUGCUCCAGUCCGCUAAGAGUGGCGUGUCACUGUCUAACCUGCAGGUAGAGUAUAAAGACCUGACGGGUGAGCUCAUACCUUAUAAACAGUUGGGGUAUGCCACGCUGGAUGCCCUCCUGCACAGCAUGCCUUCGGUUGUGAAACUGGAUAAAGGGCAGUCUGGGGAGGUGGUAUGCCAUGCUACCACAGGAAACGAGAUGACCCACGUUACUAAGCUUGCGGCCCGUCAGCGCACAGCUAAGAGGACCGGCCGACCUCAAGUUGUGAACUGUCAAAUGAGAGUCAAACCAGCAGCUCCUCUUGCACUGAAUGCAAGGCCAAGGACAUCUUUGAGACAGCCCGACCAUCGUGGACAUCUGGGGCGAGGUGGAGGUCGUGGAGGGGGACAUGAAGACCCCCUUCCUCGCACAGGAAGCUUGAGGGACUCCCAGCCUGAUGGGAAAGGAGGCAGACCCCACAACACACCCACAAGAAGACCCUCCCUUCCCUCAGAAAGGAAUAAAAAUGCUGUCUUGUUGUUCGGUUUGCAGGUUGAAAAACCAUGCAGUACCAAACCUCAAGAGUUGCUGCUGUACCCUGCUAAAGAAACUAGCCAGAUUGACGUCAAGCAGAAGCUUGGAGAUCUGCUCUUGAAAUACAGCAGUGGCCUGUGGGCCCACGCGCUGCCUAAACUGUAUCAGGACACAUAUAAAUGUAAACUACCGGAGUUUGUGCUGGACCACCUCACCCUGCUUUCAGAUAUAUGCACGAUUGACUACCCCAUGCCGGACAAUCCCAAAAGAGCAAUUCUGUAUGCAAAAGUAGUAGAAGACGAGAACCGUAACCAGUCGGGAUUGGCUGGCUCAGAGACGAAAGAAGCAGUAGAGCGCAGUUUGAGCAGCCAGACUGUUCCUCCUCUUGUCAUCCCUAGAGAGGAAUACCCUUCUGUCCUGGUGGUGGAAGCAGGUGACACAAACAGCGUCAUUCUGAGGUACAUAGGUGAAGGUUACUCUAAGGCACAGGAGAAGUUAGAAGAUGAAAUGAGAGAGUUCUAUGGGCAAGACAGCAACAAGGUGGCUCUGACUUCACCAUUAACAGGUCAGCUGACUGCUGUAUGUGCUGAGGAAGAGGAGGAGAUCCUCCGAGCACAAGUCUGUGAGGUCAUGGCCAACAAGGUCAAGGUGUACUACGUGGAUCAUGGCUUUUCUGAAGUCAUCAGCAAGAGCAAACUAUUUGAGUUACAUGAGAAGUUUUAUAGAUUGCCUUUCCAAGCCACCAAAUGUAAACUAGCAGGCCUGGAGUCAUUCAGUCAGGAGCAGGCAGUACUGAAGAGGUUUGAGUCAAUGGCCACUAGCAAGAUCCUAUUGGCUGAGAUUUUAGUGCGUCAGGAAGCGCCUCUGGUGGUCCUGUAUGACACAUCACAAGAUGAUGAUAUCAACAUCAAUGCUGCCUGUAUGAAAGCUCUACAAGACAAAUCCUUAGAGAGUCCCUUAAAGGUGAACAGUGCCUACAUGAAUGUGAAUGUGAGCAGCGUUUGCUCAGAUGGGACGAUCUACUGUCAGGUGCCCUCCAGAGGCCUGACUAAACUCAACGAAAUUCUGGAGAGGACCGAAAACUGUUUACAUUCCCAGGUCACAUCAGAGUUGCUGGUUUCACGGCCUUUCUGUGGCAAAAUCUGUUUGGCUCGAUAUAAAGGCAAAUGGUCCCGGGUGGAGAUAACAAACCUGCACGGCAGCCGGGUGCUGGACAUCUUGUUUGUGGAUGUAGGCGUUCAGGCGUCAAUCGAGGUCACUGAGUUGAGAGAGAUCCCACCUCCUACGCUGCGUGACCUCAUUUCCACCCCGGCCCAGGCGCUGAAGUGUUGUCUGGCAGAUCUGCCUGUGAGCGUAGGCUCAUGGACUCCAGAUGCUGUCCAGUGGCUGAGAGACACGGCUCUCCACUGCAGUGACUGCAGCUUGAAGAUAGCUAAAGUGGAUGAGCCCAAACGCCUCGCUCAUGUUUAUCUCUUCACCAGCAAGAACUUCCACGACACAAGCUGCAGUUUAAACCAACAGCUGGCCGACUCUAAUCUGUGGAACCACCAGAAGGAUGUUUUCUUAAGCAGCCGGGGGCCCUCAAAAUCCCUCAACGCCCCGACAAACCCUGCCACCAUCCAGACCUCCAGCCUCAGCACUGAUGGACAGGAUAAAGCCCCACACACACCCAAGAGGAUGUCAUCCCCGCUGGGGAGCCAGAGUGCACCUCCCGGCUCUCCGCCUGAAAAGCUGGCUCUUCCGCCACUGCUGGAGCUGCCCAAGAUUGGGCAGAAUUUGGACGUGUUUGUUUCAGUGGCAUGCCAUCCUGGGCACUUUGUGCUACAGCCAUGGCAUGAUAUGUACAAACUGGUGGAUUUGAUGGGGGAGAUGAUUCUGCAUUAUAAUAAGAUGGAGGAGAAACCACUUAAAGUGGAGAAGAACCAGGUCUGUGCUGCCAAGGUGGAAAACAACUGGUACCGUGUACUGGUGAAAGGAGUCCUGACCAAUGGUCUGGUGUCAGUGUUUCAGCUGGACUAUGGCAAACAUGAGCUGGUGAGCUGCACCCAGCUCCGGCCCCUCACCCAGGAGUUCUGCCAGCUCCCCUUCCAGGCCAUCACUGCUCAGCUGGCUGGCGUGAAACCCAGGCAGUGGUCUGAGGAGGCCUCCAUUGUGUUCAGGAACCACGUCGAGAAGAAGCCCCUGGUAGCCCAGCUGGAAUCGGUGCAGGAGGCGUCACAGCCCUGGGACUGUAAGGUGGUUAUCUUCUUGGUGGACACUUCACAAGAGGAACGGGACAUUUGGCUUCAUGACAUUAUGGCUGAAUUCACUGAUGAGAUGUCUAACGCAGCAUAGACAUUUUUGAAAGGUUCUCUUAAGGUUGUUCAUUAGUAUGCUGUAGAUUAAAGGGGUCCUAUUAUGCGCUUUUACA
Messenger RNA from Sinocyclocheilus anshuiensis, 3163 nucleotides. Its product is annotated as tudor domain-containing protein 7B-like. Bases 202 to 3087 code for a protein of 961 amino acids. The record is from RefSeq and is a predicted model, not a curated record. NCBI's taxonomy places the organism in Eukaryota, Metazoa, Chordata, Actinopteri, Cypriniformes, Cyprinidae. The transcript has 16 exons.